UGGAUUGGAGGCUCUGAUGCGCAGGAGGACAAUAACUGGUUCUGGAUUGAUGGUACUCCUUUCCUCUAUACAAACUGGUGUCCUGGAGAGCCGAAUAACUACGGAGGACGGAAGCAGGAUUGCUUACAAAUUAACUUUGGAGAUCAUAAGUGCUGGGAUGACGUCCAGUGCUAUUUCCCAAAACCAUCUGUAUGUGCCAAGAAAGUCAGAUUCAUCUAGUGAAUCCUAAAAGCAGGACCGAAUCCUGGAACCUGGAAUGAGUAUAGAUACAUGAAGAGAAGCGACUGUGUCCAUCAAAAUCUUUUUCUUAAUAUUGCUCUUUCGCUUUUAAGCAACGUAAAAGACAAAAAAUAUCUGCAACACUUUCAGAUUAAGGUUGUCUGUUUCGUCUUAAGUCUUCAGUAAUAGGCGACUGGUUUUGUGGAAGACUGCUUUUAGCAAUGCUUUAUUCUAUAAAUAAAUAAAAAGCUCAAGCAA
This is a messenger RNA of Poecilia latipinna (sailfin molly), 477 nucleotides long. Its product is annotated as ladderlectin-like. The record is from RefSeq and is a predicted model, not a curated record. The annotation marks the transcript as partial. The transcript has 3 exons. NCBI's taxonomy places the organism in Eukaryota, Metazoa, Chordata, Actinopteri, Cyprinodontiformes, Poeciliidae.